GUUCUGAGAACCGAGUUAGGCUGCGGUACCGUCAGAAUCGGGUGUCUGGGAGCCAUGUGUGUAACCAGUACACAACAUCAGGUGUUUUGACAGAGGAAAAAAAGGAGCUUCUGCGAAGCGGACCAGACCUACAAGACUUUGUAUCCGGAGAUCUGUCAGACAAGAGCGCAUGGGCCGAGUAUAAAGGCAACUUAAAGCGUCAGAAAGGAGAAAGGCUGCGACUUCCUCCAUGGCUGAAAACAGAGAUUCCGAUGGGAAAGAACUACAAUAAACUAAAGAAUACCUUGAGAAGUUUAAAUCUCCAUACGGUAUGUGAAGAAGCACGUUGUCCCAACAUUGGAGAAUGCUGGGGAGGUGGUGAAUAUGCUACAGCUACAGCUACUAUUAUGCUGAUGGGUGACACGUGCACUAGAGGUUGCAGAUUCUGUUCAGUGAAGACAGCAAAAAAUCCACCUCCCCUGGAUCCCGAGGAGCCUUACAACACAGCAAAGGCCAUAGCUGAGUGGGGCUUGGACUACGUUGUCUUGACGUCUGUGGACAGGGAUGAUAUGCCUGACGGUGGAGCAGAACACUUUGCAAAGACAGUCUCUCAUCUGAAAGAAAGGAAUUCAAAAAUCCUGGUGGAAUGCCUCACUCCCGAUUUUCGGGGGGACCUGAAAGCUGUGGCGAAGGUAGCGCUCUCGGGGCUGGACGUGUACGCACACAACGUGGAGACGGUGCCGGCCUUACAGAGGUGA
Molecule: messenger RNA, 737 nt
Organism: Nestor notabilis (Kea)
Lineage: Eukaryota; Metazoa; Chordata; Aves; Psittaciformes; Psittacidae
Product: lipoyl synthase, mitochondrial-like
Exons: 7
Biological process (GO): lipoate biosynthetic process
Cellular component (GO): mitochondrion
Molecular function (GO): lipoate synthase activity; 4 iron, 4 sulfur cluster binding
Source: RefSeq, a predicted model, not a curated record